CCAGUUGUGGCGAAAGAAAACCUCUGUACCACAGCGCUCCGCAGAGGAGCCGAGGGCUAGGUUAAGAGUUAUGCAGGCUCGGCACGGGGCGCGGAGGCAGCAGCGCCGUCCUGGCCUCUGGAACCCCUUCCUCUGCCGGCGUUGGUACGUCCCUCCCGGAACCUAUCCCGGGCGCAGGCCCCGCCCCCCUCAGUCCGCCCACGGGCAUGGGCGUACCUGCCCGUAGCAGGUGAGCUGUCCUCGAGGACCCCCUUCCCGAUCACGGAGCGGUAUAGGCGCUUGCCGCCCUUUCCCCACACAGUGCGGCGUGUUGAGAGGUCAAUGAAUGGUCAUUGAAAAUAAGAAAGGAAAUGAGAGUUGUUGACAGGCAAAUAAGAGAUAUCCAAAGAGAAGAAGAAAAAGUGAAACGAUCUGUAAAAGAUGCUGCCAAGAAGGGUCAGAAGGAUGUCUGUGUGGUUCUAGCCAAGGAGAUGAUCCGGUCGAGAAAGGCCGUGAGCAAGCUCUAUGCAUCCAAAGCGCACAUGAACUCCGUGCUCAUGGGGAUGAAGAACCAGCUGGCGGUUUUGCGAGUGGCUGGUUCCCUGCAGAAGAGCACAGAGGUGAUGAAGGCCAUGCAGAGUCUAGUGAAGAUCCCAGAAAUCCAGGCCACCAUGCGAGAGCUGUCCAAAGAGAUGAUGAAGGCUGGGAUCAUAGAAGAGAUGUUAGAGGACACUUUUGAAAGCAUGGACGAUCAGGAAGAAAUGGAAGAAGCAGCAGAAAUGGAAAUUGACAAAAUUCUGUUUGAAAUCACCGCAGGGGCCUUGGGCAAAGCACCUAGUAAAGUGACCGACGCCCUCCCAGAGCCUGAACCUCCAGGAGCCAUGGCUGCAUCGGAAGAUGAGGAGGAGGAAGAGGCCCUGGAGGCCAUGCAGUCCCGUCUGGCCACACUCCGCAGCUAGGACCGCCCGGCUGGGCCACAGGCUCUCUCCUGGCCCAGGCGUCACCAUUUUAUUUGUCUCUUGCACUACACUCCUGGGGGAGGCUCUGCAUUCUGGAGAAUGUUCUCUGCUAAUCUCUCUUCACUCUCUGCAGAGGUUUGGGAUCUCAGUGGGAUGGUUCUGGAGAGGUGGUGUAAUAAAUGCAUCAUCUUCAGGAGUAUAAACAGAAGUAUCUCUUGAGGGGCGAGGGCAAAGAAAUCUCACGAAGCGUUUCUGAGGAUAGACUUGAUUGCCUGAAUGUUGAGGACUGUACAUUUUUUUUUGUCUGUAAAACACUAUAUAAAUGGAUUUUAAUAAAUUUCUGCUUUAACA
Sus scrofa (pig) is the source of this 1289-nucleotide messenger RNA. It is a transcript of the gene CHMP3, whose product is annotated as charged multivesicular body protein 3. The record is from RefSeq and is a predicted model, not a curated record. Gene Ontology annotation, biological process: vacuolar transport. Lineage: Eukaryota; Metazoa; Chordata; Mammalia; Artiodactyla; Suidae.